Ostreococcus lucimarinus CCE9901 is the source of this 2286-nucleotide messenger RNA. RefSeq lists its product with no specific name. The annotation marks the transcript as partial. Gene Ontology annotation, cellular component: MCM complex; nucleus. The transcript is spliced from 2 exons. The record is from RefSeq and is a predicted model, not a curated record. Gene Ontology annotation, biological process: DNA replication. Gene Ontology annotation, molecular function: ATP hydrolysis activity; single-stranded DNA helicase activity; single-stranded DNA binding. Lineage: Eukaryota; Viridiplantae; Chlorophyta; Mamiellophyceae; Mamiellales; Bathycoccaceae.
CGACAGGUGGAACUCUUCGACGAAGGAACGAUCGCGGUGACGAUCGAUUACGCGAAGCUGCGGGAGAAGACGCAACACAUAAGUGAUUUACACGCGGCGUUGACGUGCGCGCCGAUGGAGUGCAUGGCGUGCUUGCGUUGCGCGGCGCACGAGGCGACGCUGGCGAGCGCGGAGGGACGAGCGAGGCUGCAGGACGCGUACGGGAUUCCAGCGAGUGAUUUACGCGUCGUGACGUCGAUGACGACGUGCGUGAAAUUAGUGAACUAUGAGGAGAGCAAGGUGAGAUUCGCGGCGAUGCGGAGUAACGUGGUCGGGCGAGUGGUGAGUUUGAAAGGGACGGUGACGCGCGCGGCGCCGAUAAAGCCCGCGGUGACGCACAUGGUGUUUGUGUGUCAGACGUGUCAGGAGCGGUCGAGGUGCACGUUCAAGGAUGGGAAAUAUCGUCCGCCGUUAGUGUGCUCGACCGAGCGAUGUCGAGGGAAGAAGUUUGUGCACGAGUUGAGCAACGUGGAGUGCGCGGAUUCGCAACGCGUUCGAAUACAAGAAAUCGCCGACGACGGGGUGAUGAGCGAGGAGGGACGCGUACCGAGAUUUAUGGAUUGCGAGUUGCGAGGCGCACUGACGGAUUCAUGCGCCCCAGGAGACGUGGUGACGAUGCUGGGGGUCGUGGAGAGCGAUACGGUUGACGGCGGCGGCGGCGGCGCGCUCGCUCGGGGACGCAACCAGGCGCUCAGCGAGUUGUACUUGAACGCAUGGUCUUGCACAGUGUCGCGUGGCAAAGGUGACAGCGAGGAUGCAUCUGAAGACGACGUAGAAACGACGACGGCACCGACGUUGUCUACACAAGAUUUAGAGUUCAUCGCAGAUUUCAGUCAGCAAGAUGGGGAAGAAAUCGUGCGAACGCUCGUGCACUCUCUGUGCCCUCAAAUCUUUGGUCACGACGUUGUCAAGCUCGGACUCUUGCUUUGCCUCUUUGGCGGUGUGCGCAAAUCUGUCACCGGUUGUGGAAAAGUCCCUACCCGUGGGUCUUUACACUGCCUCGUCGUCGGCGAUCCGGGUCUCGGGAAGAGCCAAAUGCUCAAAGCCGUGUCAAAUCUCGCGCCGCGAUCGAUUUACGUGUGCGGUCGAACCGUCUCUGCCGCCGGUCUCACGGCGGCCGUGGUGCGUGAUCCGGGGACCGGAGCGCAAACGUUCGAAGCGGGUGCCGUAGUUCUCGCUGAUCGAGGCGUGUGCUGCGUCGACGAGUUUGACAAGAUGCCAAACGAGCAUCAAGCCUUACUCGAAGCUAUGGAGCAGCAGAGCGUCUCGGUGUGCAAAGCCGGCCUCAACGCCACGCUUCCCGCGCGCACGUCCAUCAUCGCCGCGGCGAAUCCCGUGCAAGGGCAUUACAAUCGCGGGAAAACCGUGAAUGAAAAUCUGAAAAUGUCCGCACCGUUACUCAGUCGAUUCGACUUGAUUUUCAUCUUGUUGGACACCGUCGACGAAGUCUUGGACGAGCACUUGAGCGAGCACGUCAUCGCGCAGCACAGUGGUAGACACAGCCAAGCGCGUCGCGCACAAGCGCGACAAAACUUGCACGCAUACUAUAACGAGGUAGAUGCCGAUGGACGAGCGUUGGAGGACGCCACAGAGCGCGCGUUCACGCAAGAUUUGCGCGACGACGCCGCGCCGUACGUUCCGCUACGUUCGCGUUUGCGCGUCGUCGACGAGGCCAUGGAAAUUCUGUCGCACGACGUCAUGCGGAAGUAUAUUUCUUACGCUCACGCGUACUGCCAUCCCAGACUCACCGGUGAGGCUGCCGAGAUAUUGCAAACGUUUUAUCUCGAGCUGCGCUCUCGAGCGCCCGCCGACGGUACGCCGGUGACAGCUCGCCAACUCGAAUCCCUUGUGCGGCUCGCCGAGGCUCGCGCGCGCCUCGAACUUCGAACCGAGGUCACCGCAAACGAUGCCAAAGACGCCGUGGAAGUCAUCAAAGCUUCUCUCAUCGACGCACUGAGUGAUCAGCACGGGCGUUUACGUUUCAACCGCGCCGGCGGGAAAUCAACCAAGCGGAGCAAAACGAAACUCUUCAUCGAAGCCAUGAACGCGCGUACGGCGUCCAACGACUCGGCUUACUUCAGCAUCGGCGACCUCCACGCCCUGGCCGACGAUUUAAACCUCGGUAUCGCCGACAUCGACGGCUUCAUCGAAGGUUUAAACAUUGCCGGCGAACUCCUCAAAUGCGGGCGUCUGUACAAGAGCGCGAGCGCGUCGUCCGCGGAGACCCCGGGCAAGCGUCGACGAUGA